AUGGCGCGCACCAAGCAGGGUGUGUUUUCUUGGGAGGAUGUGUUGGCGCAUCGUUACCAGAACAACAAACCCUCCGGGCUCCCCAGGUCACGUCGAUACAGCGCCGUUCAAAGCCAACGGAUGUCCUCUAAACCCGACACCAGAACAGAAUGGGCCAUCCAGUCGCAAAGCGCCUUACUGGCCAGGCUAUCUCCCGAGCUGCGACUCAUGAUCUGGGAGAUGGUCCUGGGUGGCAUGCGCAUCCACAUCGUACAGCGUCAGAACCGGCGAAUGGGACAUAUAGUCUGUCCUCAGACCAGCGCAUGCGACAUUUGUCGCGGUGGACUUCCAGGCAUGAAAGUGUCGGCCGGUCUGCUGGCGCUGUCGAUGACAUGUAAACAGAUCUACUGCGAGUCUAUCUAUAUGCUCUACUCGCUCAACACCUUUGAAUUCAGCAAUACCUGGUCGCUGACAUACCUGCGACCCACCAUCCCGGCCGACUUCUGGGACGCCAUCCGCGAAGUCGAGCUCCGCUGGGCGUUCCCGGGCCACUGGCUCCCCUGCAAGGACCCCGUCAAGUCGGUCUACUUCUCCGCUGGCCGGCAGCAGUGGGUCGAGACCUGUCUGGCUCUCACGCACAUGCAGGGCUUGCAGGCAUUUACGCUGCAGCUGAGCGGGAGCUGGUUCUGUGAGCCGGUGGAAAAGAUCCCGGUGUUCUUGGAACCGCUGCGGGAGCUGCAUCUGCGACAGCGAUGGAAGUUGCAGCUGCCGAGGCAGCCAUAUUAUGUAAAGGAGAUUCGGAAUAUUGAUGGGGACUUGAGGAAACGAGGAAUUGAGUGUGUGGUGAGGGUGGUUUAG
Molecule: messenger RNA, 837 nt
Organism: Aspergillus tubingensis
Lineage: Eukaryota; Fungi; Ascomycota; Eurotiomycetes; Eurotiales; Aspergillaceae
Exons: 3
Coding region: 1-837 (278 amino acids)
Source: RefSeq, a predicted model, not a curated record